Messenger RNA from Symbiodinium pilosum, 222 nucleotides. The record is from the annotation of a GenBank genome assembly. NCBI's taxonomy places the organism in Eukaryota, Dinophyceae, Suessiales, Symbiodiniaceae.
AUGAAGAAGCUGUCAAGCUUGACGGACGCAGGGCGUAGCCGUAACCAAGCAGAGCAAAAGAGGAUUGCCAAUGCUGCCUUCCAAGUCUUGGAGGAAUGCCACAUCAACAUCACCCGCGAGGUUUUCCAAGCAUGGUUGAAGGAUGCGGAAUUUGUCCGCGUCCUUGAGGAGGCCGAAGUAGACAUCUCCAACAAGUUUGAGCUCUUCAACAUCCUGGAUGUU